GAAUCGAAACAUUUACCAAUAUUGUUUUUUCCCUUGCAGUUCAUGUUUUCUUCCGAAAUGUCUUCGCCGGUACCAAAGUCUCCGGAAUUAUCUGAUAAAAACCGGAAAUACGAUCGUCAGAUUCGUUUAUGGGGUGAACAUGGUCAAACGAUCCUGGAAAAUGCUCAGAUUUGUUUGGUCAAUGCGACCGCUCUUGGCGCUGAGAUUCUGAAAGGGGUAGUUCUUCCUGGUGUAGGAGGAUUCACCAUUAUUGACAACAAGCUUACCACUGAGGAGGACAUUGGAUGCAAUUUUUUCCUUGACGCAAAUUCCGUCGGCCAAAGCCGGGCUAAAUGCUGCAUGCAACUGUUGCAAGAAUUGAACCCGGAUGUCCAUGGAGAUUAUGUUGACGAAAAUAUUGAUCAGCUAAUCGAUGCUCAACCAGAGUUUUUCAAAAACUUCGAUGUUAUUGUGGCUACGGCCGUCAAUGAACGAACGAUUAUCAGACUUUCGAAUCUCUUAUGGGAACAGGACAUUCCGUUGAUCGUGUGUCGAUCAGUUGGCUUUUACGGUGUAGCCCGGCUUCAGAUAAGAGAACACUGCGUUAUUGAAUCUCAUCCUGACAACAGACAGACGGAUCUUCGCUUGGAAAACGCCUUUGAUGGACUCAAGAAACACAUUGCCGAAACAGAAUUGACUUCGAAAAUUCCAUGGUUGGUGGUAAUGUACAAAUGCCUCCAGGAGUGGGUUGAAGCUCACGAAGGGAAAUAUCCAGCAGUCCACAAGGAGAAGGUCGCAUUUCGAGAAUUUAUUCGUUCGAAAAUGACAGCGGACGAGGAAAACUUCGAAGAAGCAAUCAAGGCGGUUAACUCGAGCUUCGGCGAAGGGAAACCCAAUUCGUCAAUCCGGAAAUUACUUUCAGAUGAUUGUUGCACUAAUGUGAAUAAGGAGAGUAACGCUUUUUGGAUAUUGGCACGUGCUUUACGAAACUUCGUCGAAAAUGAAGGCAAUGGCUUCUUGCCACUACCAGGAGUUUUGCCAGACAUGACAGCCGAUACCGUUUCCUAUAUCAAACUCCAAAACGUGUAUCGCUCGCAAGCAGCACAUGAUGCCGAAAUUGUUUAUAGAAGGGCUCGACAACUGCUGAAAGAACUGAACAAACCUAAUGACUUAAUUACAGAAAAAGACGUUCGAUUAUUUUGUCGUGAUGCUGCCAAUAUUGCUGUCAUUCGUGGUUCCAAAAUCGCAGUUGAAUACGAUAAGGGCUACAAAGCGACGCAAAUUCUGGCUGGCUUGGAGACUCCAAGCUCGUUGAUGGCUCAUUAUGUAACGCUGAGGGCGAUAGACAAGUUCCAGGCAGAGCACGGUUACUUUCCUGGGGAGUGUCAGGUCGAAGGAGACACCACUCGGAUCAAGAGUCUAGCGAGCAAGAUGGUAAGCGAUUGGGGCAUCAGCACGCCAAUCAGCGAUGAUCUUGCCCAUGAAGUUUGUCGUUACGGUGGGGCGGAGGUUCACAGUAUUUCGGCUUUCAUGGGUGGAUGCAUCGCUCAUGAGUUGAUUAAACUGAUCACGAAACAAUAUAAACCAUUUGAUAAUACGUUCUUCUACGAUGGAACCACUUCCCAAACAGAGAUAUUCAAACUGUGAAGAUGGUUUUCGUAUAUUUAGUUUAGUGUUCUCCUACUUAACGAAUGAUGAAUAAAUGAGUUACGUUGCAACUAAAAAAA
Messenger RNA from Toxorhynchites rutilus septentrionalis, 1706 nucleotides. RefSeq names its product nedd8-activating enzyme E1 regulatory subunit (gene APP-BP1). Gene Ontology annotation, cellular component: nucleus; cytoplasm. Gene Ontology annotation, molecular function: NEDD8 activating enzyme activity; ubiquitin activating enzyme activity. The coding region runs from base 43 to 1626 and encodes 527 amino acids. The transcript is spliced from 3 exons. Gene Ontology annotation, biological process: protein neddylation; DNA damage response; protein ubiquitination. NCBI's taxonomy places the organism in Eukaryota, Metazoa, Arthropoda, Insecta, Diptera, Culicidae. The record is from RefSeq and is a predicted model, not a curated record.